AUGCAAGCGAUCAAUAAAUCGAUCAAACGCAUCAAACUACUCGUUCCAAAUCGAUUAAACAUGCUUCGCAAGAUUAUCUUCUAUCUGCUGGUGCGAACCCUUUGCUGUGAUGCCUUGCCCAAAUUACCGUCUUUCAUCAAAGUUUGCCACCAAUCCGACGCGAAUUUGCCCACGUGCAUCAAGAAAUCGGUGGAGGAGCUGCGCCCCUUGCUGGUGAAAGGCAUCCCGGACUUGGACAUUCCCAGCGUGGAGCCGCUGAACAUCUCCGAGGUGGUGAUCGAUCAGGGAUCGGGAUCGGUGUCCCUUCGCUCGGUGUACAAGAACAUCCAGGUGCACGGCCCCUCGAAAUUCGUCAUCAAAGACAUCAAAGUCGAUUUGGAGAAGGAUAAGAUGAGGAUUAAAUUGUGGCUGCCCGAGUUGGAGGUUACUUGUAAUUACAGCAUCGAUGGGAAGAUACUGAUGAUGCCGAUUUCGGGGGCUGGGAAGAGCACUGCUAAAUACUCGAAUAUCGAAGCGACUAUCACCCUUCGGGCGGAGAGGGUUAAAAAAGGGGAGGAAAUUUACUACAACGUGACUGAUUUUUAUGUUAAUUUCGAUAUAGGCGACGCCAAAAUUCAUCUGGAUGAUCUCUUCAAUGGAGACAAAGAUUUAGGUGAAGCUAUGAAUGUGUUCUUAAACGAUAACUGGAGGCAAAUAGCGAGCGAAAUCAAGCCGGUUCUCGAAGAUAACAUAGCGAUGAUUUUCAAAAAAUUCGCCAACAAAAUAUUCCACAAAUAUCCCAGGAACGUACUCAUUCCUAAAUAA
This is a messenger RNA of Phyllotreta striolata, 804 nucleotides long. NCBI's taxonomy places the organism in Eukaryota, Metazoa, Arthropoda, Insecta, Coleoptera, Chrysomelidae. The record is from the annotation of a GenBank genome assembly.